AUGGCGGCCGCCGUGCAUCUCAGAGUCGCCCGGGCUCUUCCAAUGUCACGUUCUGGUAUCACUGCGGUAGCCACGUCUGUGUUUCAUGCUGCACCCCAGCGCCAGCUUCAUCAUGCAAUCAUUCCUCAUGGGAAAGGUGGGCGCUCCUCAUUCAGUGGGAUUGUGGCCACCGUGUUUGGAGCAACGGGAUUCCUGGGUCGAUACGUUGUCAACCGUCUUGGCCGUAUGGGUUCACAGGUGAUCAUUCCUUAUCGUUGUGACACUUACGACCUCAUGCACCUUCGUCCAAUGGGUGACUUGGGACAGAUUAUCUUCCUGGAAUGGAGUGGAAGAGACAAAGAUUCCAUCCGAAGAGCAGUGGAGCACAGCAAUGUUGUCAUCAAUCUUGUCGGGCGAGAAUGGGAAACUAAAAACUUUGAUUAUGAGGAUGUUUUUGUGAAGAUUCCCCAUGCAAUUGCUCAAGUGUGUAAGGAGGUUGGGGUUGAGAAGUUGAUUCAUGUUUCUCAUCUGAAUGCUAAUAUUAGAAGCUCUUCUAGAUAUCUGAGAAAUAAGGCUGUUGGAGAGAAGGAGGUGAGAGAUGCAUUUCCAGAUGCCACUAUCAUAAAGCCGUCAGACAUCUUUGGAAGAGAAGAUAAAUUCCUCAACUAUUUUGCAAGUAUGCGUGCAUUUGGUGGUGUGCCUCUUAUUUCCUUGGGCCUGAAGACCGAGAAACAACCAGUAUAUGUUGUGGAUGUGUCCAAAGGAAUUAUUAACGUGAUUAAAGAUCCUGAUGCCAGAGGGAAAACGUUUGCCUUCACUGGACCAAAUCGGUACAUCCUCUUUGACUUGAUUCAGUAUAUCUUUGCUAUGGCGCACAGACCCUUCAUCCCAUAUCCUUUGCCACAUUUUGCUUACCAGUUGGUGGCCAGAUUCUUUGAGAUGAGUCCAUUUGAGCCCUGGACAACGAGGGAUAAAGUGGAACGGGUUCACAUCACAGACAUGAAGUUGCCUCACCUGCCAGGCUUGGAAGACCUUGAGAUUCAGGCGACACCUCUGGAGCUCAAGGCCAUUGAGGUGCUACGUCGUCAUCGCACUUACCGCUGGCUGUCUUCUGAAAUUGAAGAUGUGAAGCCAGCCAAGACAGUCAACGUUUAG
Messenger RNA from Elephantulus edwardii (Cape elephant shrew), 1134 nucleotides. RefSeq names its product NADH dehydrogenase (ubiquinone) 1 alpha subcomplex, 9, 39kDa (gene NDUFA9). NCBI's taxonomy places the organism in Eukaryota, Metazoa, Chordata, Mammalia, Macroscelidea, Macroscelididae. The record is from RefSeq and is a predicted model, not a curated record. Gene Ontology annotation, molecular function: protein-containing complex binding. Gene Ontology annotation, cellular component: mitochondrion. Bases 1 to 1134 code for a protein of 377 amino acids. The transcript has 11 exons.